Molecule: messenger RNA, 847 nt
Organism: Zea mays
Lineage: Eukaryota; Viridiplantae; Streptophyta; Magnoliopsida; Poales; Poaceae
Product: enzyme of the cupin superfamily
Exons: 2
Coding region: 142-477 (111 amino acids)
Source: RefSeq, marked validated
CCAGAACUCCUCACCUCACUUCAGCCUCAACGCCUACCAAACUUACGCAGCCUCUCCAUAACUGCGAGCUGUUGCUCCUCCUCCCGAGCUACCAUUCUCCGUCGAUCUCCUCCAGGCUGUAGCGCGCUGCCACGCCCGCCCAUGGCCUCGGGCUCGAAACCGGACAGCAUGGACACCGACCCUCUUGGCGGCGGCCUCUCCAUCGCCGUCGAGCGCAACCCGCCGGAGUCGCGCCUGCAGCAGCUCGGCGUCAGGUCUUGGCCCAAGUGGGGUUGCCCGCCGGGGAAGUUCCCGGUGAAGUUCGACGCGCGGCAGACGUGCUACCUGCUCAAGGGCAAGGUGCGGGCGCACAUCAAGGGGUCGUCGGAGUGCGUGGAGUUCGGCGCCGGCGACCUCGUCGUCUUCCCCAAGGGGCUCAGCUGCACCUGGGACGUCGCCGCCGCCGUCGACAAGUACUACAAGUUCGACUCGUCCUGACGGCUGACGCACAUCGCUCCCGGCCCGGCUCCGCUGAUUUGGUCCCGAUUAUUGGUUCGGCUGCUCGCUUAAUUGUGAUGAUUAGCUUAAUUUCCUAGCUAAUUUGGUUACAUAUAGCCCAUAGCCUUCUCUGUCGUGUAAAAAAACUGGGAGGGAUGCAGCGCAUCUAGCUCCCGCGUAGCGUAGCGCGUAGGCCAGUAGAUAUUCAUCCGGCAACUGAAAAAAGAAACCCGGUCAAUGCAGGGGCUGUUCAAAGUACCCCUUGUUUAUUCGUCCGAGUGCAAUCCAUCUUGGAUGCUUCUUUGACCAGCGCCCUUGGCCUGCGUUGUUUUUUUUAAUAAUACCUCUAUCUUAAAAUAGUAGUCAUUUU